Molecule: messenger RNA, 927 nt
Organism: Postia placenta MAD-698-R-SB12
Lineage: Eukaryota; Fungi; Basidiomycota; Agaricomycetes; Polyporales; Adustoporiaceae
Exons: 4
Coding region: 57-755 (232 amino acids)
Source: RefSeq, a predicted model, not a curated record
GUUGAUAUUCCCUCUCCUUCGAGUCGCUUCACCAACGGUCCCUAGUCACAUCCGCCAUGUCCUACAAUCCCUAUGGCUAUCAGCCUUCCCAGGGCCAGAGCGGUACUCAACGCGGCUCUUCCUACCCUGCAUCGAACCGGGAAAAUCACAUACCAACCAUUCACGGCCACAUGUAUCAGGACAUUAACGGAAACUGGGUAUUUUAUUCUAUGGACGGGUCAGAUUCUCAAAAUAUCUCCCAUCAACAACCCUACGCCUCCGGAUAUACUGCAGCAGACAGCAUGGGACUUUUGCAACAGAACCAGUAUCGACAGUACACGGGCUACGCUGCCGACCAGAGCAUCCCACUUGAUGCAAGUCAUCAGUACUACUCCCAGAGCUACGAUCAAGGUCACCCUGUGGACCCUCCACAAGCCGUAGUUUUCCCCAUAUCCACUACGCGCACACGAUGCACCUGGGGUGGUCGCUGCGGCCAAGAAUUGGACGAUACAUCUGCCGCUGGAAUCAAUAGGCACCUUAAGGAGUACCACUUCAACACUCGCGACAACCCAUGGGUCAAUAGCCAGCGAGGUCGUUGUCUCUGGGACCCCAACUGCCGCAGCCACGACCCGAUCAAGUACGAGAAUAUGGGGAAACAUAUCGCCGAGGUUCACCUAAAGGCCUUGAGACAAAUCUGCCCUGAUUGUGGUGGAUCGUUUGCUAGAGGUGACACUCUAGCUCGCCACAAGCGGGAGAUUGCCUGCAAGAGAGCCUAAUUUUAUUUCUAACACUAUUUUUUGGUCGCGCAGGUCGUUCUGCACCUAACAUCACCUUUUGUUUUUCCCUCCUCUGUGUCGAGUUUAUUGAUGACAACAGCCUAUAUCGUACAGUCUAACUGUGUAUCCAUAGAAUGUUCUUUUGAAUGACAGACUACCCGUUAUUAUUGCC